This is a messenger RNA of Astrephomene gubernaculifera, 3152 nucleotides long. Lineage: Eukaryota; Viridiplantae; Chlorophyta; Chlorophyceae; Chlamydomonadales; Astrephomenaceae. The record is from the annotation of a GenBank genome assembly.
AUCAUGCAGCCUCCGCAGCAGCAGCCGCAGCCUUUAGACCCUACGACGCCGACCUCCAUGGCGAGUGCAAUACCCAGCGGGGCAGAGGCAUCGGCGUCAAGCCUGUUGCCAGAGUGGGUCAAGCUGAGGCACCGCAUGCGCGGCGGGAGCGAAAGCAUGCAUCUGACCUCUGUCGCCAGCGGCUCCGGUGCUAACGCCAACCACCAGACAGCACCUACAGACGAUUCAGCUGCCUGGAUUCCAUUGCCGUUGGGCCGGAAGUGCAGCAAAGCGGAGGUGGUUAUUUCCCGUUCUAGGGGAAGCAGUCACGGCGGAGCAGCAGCCCCAGCGUGGAGCCACAGUGUAACCACUGGUGGGGGAGGAAACCACGCUCGCGCUCGCCGGGGUUCCAGUCUCCACGAGCUGGUUGCCGAGCGCGGAAGCGCAGAGGGAAUGAAGGCAGUCAGGCUGGCCCGUUUGGGCACGUUGCAGCUCAGGAAGAGCGAUGUGAUGGCUGCUGCGCCUAUCCUGGCAAGACGGUGGGCUACCGAUACAGGUUUCCCCGCGCAUGCUGAGGGGGGGGACUGCGAUGAGGACGGUGCACAGGGUUUCGAGUCGACGUUUGGGAUGGCAGAUGCAGCAGACCAACGGCCUUCCCAUGCAGAGUCUCAGGUGGUGUUCGGCGUCACAGCGGACGAGUUCAUGUACGAAUACGGCGGCCGUGGGCAGAUACCGGCAGCCGUGGUGGCUGAGCCUUCACAGCGGCAGGACCUUGCAGAACACUUCGCAAGAGCAUUGCUGGAGGAGGACUCCUUGGAGCAGCCCCAGUGCUGUCGGCGGCAACCGGAUCUAGAAGGCGCAGCUGUCGCACACGGUCCCCCUGACCACCUUCAUUAUGACCCAUGGGUCAUUCGGACAACUCCACCACAACCACCACUGCCGGAAGCAACAAUAACCCUUACCAACACCUCCGAAAUCGCAGAGCCACACCCGCUUUCCCACCAAGAACGCAACCCGCUCCCGGACGCUGCUGAACAGGAGCCAGAUGCAGCGGUUGCAGCCGCAGCAAGACACCCCGCGCCGACAUACUACACCAUGUCCUCUUACGCAGUCACCUUCCCAUCCCCAGCGCCGGCGCCUGCCGCACUACCGCCCCAUGAGUCCCAGCUGUACCCGUGCGGGCGGCAGGAGUGCGCCGGCAGGCCCUCGAGCUCCAGCGGGCUCAGCUUGUCGAUGCACCAGAUCGCUGAUCUAGGCGCGCUUGUGAGCAGCGAAGGAUGCGCUACGGCGACGGUUGGUGGAGCGACGGAGGACAGCGCCUCAGCUGCUGCGUUAAUACCGCAGCCCUAUUGCGACGGAAAUAUGACCCUGCCGCUCUACAGCCCUCGGAAAGCCCCGGCCGCCAGCGGCGGCAGCAUUAUCAGAAGCAAUGUGGCUGCUGAGACAGGCAACACGCGUCCCGAUAAGGCGGGUAGCAAUGCGCCGUACCUUGCUCGUAUGCCGGGUCUAGGCCUAGGACCGCAGCAGAGAGCUAUCCAGGCCGCGUUCCCGAAACAUGUACAAAGCGGCCCAGAAAUGCCGCAACAUGGUCGGCAGCUAUCCAGUUUUGAACGAGAGGCUGCUGCAAAGAACAUCUCAGGCGCCUGCAGUACACCUUGUGCGGCGCACAAUAUGGCUGAAGGCGCCCCCUCCCUGCUGGACAAACACGUCAAGGACACCCGACGGCGUCCCUCCAUGACAAUGGCGAGCAGCCGGGAGUGCCCCUAUGACGGCCACGCAGAAGCCACUGGCGAACCAAGUCGUUUGCGAUCAUUCUUUACCAAGGUGACCCACGGGUCACCCGGAUGGCUUCAGCACAAGCAGCAGCAUCCUCCUCCAGCGGAGCCUCAGCCUCCUCAACCGUGUCCCGAACGGGCUGCGGCAGCGCCACUGCGCUCGCCCACAGCACCGCUAUUGGUUUUACGUGGGCUCCGCAUUCGUUGCGCCGCAGUUGAGGGUUCCUUCCUCCAAGACGGCAGCAUCAAUGCGGAGAGCUUGUACCGCAACCAACACGGAGGAAAGCCGUACAGCCGUCUCACCAAGCUCUGCAGAAGCGCACUCAUGGGACAGGUGUUGUGCUCAUGGGGUGUUGCUAAGCAGGUGCAGAAGGCGGCAGCGGCUGGCAACCCUGGUGCGCAGCAGCUGAGGCUGUUGCCGCAGCCGGCAGCAGACAGCCGCAAGCGGGCUGCCGCUGCGGCCAAGAUGCACUGUGAUACGGACGCGCUUGCGGCGGCAGCGGCGGCGGUGGCAGUGAGCGCUGUAGCGGAUUCAGAGGAAGAGGGAGUUGCGCUAACGAGGGGCUGGACGCGGAGCAGUACGAAGGCGAGUGUUACGGAGGCACUGCCGGAGUUACGGAAGGCAGACGUAUGGGUUUGCAGUUGGGCGCCAGGCGCAGCUGCGACGGCGGGGGUUGAGGGGCUGCCUGAUUCGGCAAGGGUACAGUAAUGGCGGGGCUGAUGAGGGACAGGUGGGGCUUCAUGUGAACAUUUGGAGGAUAUUGGUGGUAGGUGUGAAACCAAGAGCCUUAUUAUCGAAACAGCUUGCUGAAUAGGCCUGAGCUAGCGCACUGAGAGCAUGCAUGGGGCUGCAGUGAUGCAAGGUGCGCGCUGUUGCAUCGUGAACGGGUAGCAUGGUGCAGUGCGUGUACGAGGAAAUGGUGUGGCCAACUUAAAUCGGAUGGCGAUAAUUGGCAUCCUGCGCUAAACUAGGUUCUUAGUCAUCCCCGCAUAGGGGAAGCUUUGCGAGAACGGAAAUGCUGAAUGAAACCGUUAUUAUACGCCAACUGGUAUGUUUCGUGUGCAGCAGGGCUAUGCAAGGGUUAGUCCAGGAUCUUAAAUUUACUUCAUGUGGCCUUGCUUUUCCCGGGAUAAACAUUCUUUGGUAAAUGCUAUGCAGGCGCUCGGAGCAAUAUUUCGGUAGAUUUUGCGAUUGCAUUGUUUUCUAUCUGAGGAUAGUUGAAGAGUGCGUGCAGCACGGUGCUUGGUAAUGUACAAUAUGUCGUACUCGUUCCUGUUCGACGGUGCACAGAUGUUGGUGUGGUUUUGGCAUACCAUUUCAGAUUGAUUGUUACAGGGUACUACAACCAUUAAGGCGUGGCAGUUGGAUUUCCCCAGUUUGGAUUGCUUAUGUAAGCC